Messenger RNA from Gavialis gangeticus (Gharial), 1884 nucleotides. RefSeq names its product histidine triad nucleotide binding protein 3 (gene HINT3). The record is from RefSeq and is a predicted model, not a curated record. NCBI's taxonomy places the organism in Eukaryota, Metazoa, Chordata, Crocodylia, Gavialidae. The coding region runs from base 1 to 495 and encodes 164 amino acids. The transcript is spliced from 6 exons. Gene Ontology annotation, molecular function: catalytic activity.
AUGCGCAAGCGCAGACCUGUGGAAGCCGCCGAGGGGGAGGCCGGCGGCGGCGGAGGCGGCUACGACAGCAAGUGCGUUUUCUGCCGCAUCGGCCGCCGGGAGGAGCCGGGCACCGCGCUGCUGCCCUGCCAGCAUGAAGAUCUGGUUUGCUUUAGAGAUAUAAGACCGGGAGCCCCGCACCAUUAUCUAGUGGUGCCGGUGGAACACGUAGGAAACUGCAAGACUCUGAAGAGAGAACAUAUACCGCUAGUGAAGAAAAUGAUGGAAGUUGGAAAAACCAUCCUACAGCGAAAUAACUUUACUGACUUGAAUGAUAUAAGAAUGGGUUUCCAUUGGCCUCCAUUCUGCUCAAUCUCCCACUUACACCUUCAUGUCCUGGCCCCAGCCAGUCAACUGGGCUUCUUGUCCAGGUUAAUUUACAGAAUCAAUUCCUACUGGUUUAUCACAGCUGAACAGCUGAUUGAACGAUUGCAGACUGAAAAUGCUGCGAGUUAAAUUUACCUUUCCUAAACCUAGAUCAUACCAGGAUUUAAAAAAAAAAAAAAAGGAAAAGAAAAGUUUGUAUUUCUUAUUAAGAACAAACACGCCUUUCACUUUUAAUUGUCAACCUAAUUCUUACUGUGAAUAAACUCAGGUGGACUGACAAUGAGAUGUAAAAUAUUUGAACAGAAACCUGAGUAAUCUAUGAAACACUAGUCCUAUUGAAAUAUAGUAUAAUAUAUUCCAAAUGUAAUGAUAAAAUUGAGUAGACUUUUAGCAACUACUACAAGUAGCAUGUAGGUUAUGCCACGGUGAAUGCUAGUUUUGUAUUUUUAAAAAAGCACCUUGGGAUUACAGUAGGGUUCAGAACUUACAGAUUUCCUUUUGUAUGUACUUGGUUUAUGUGGUGAUGUCCAUUUAUUAGUGAGGACAGUGCUAAAGAGACACUACCUUCUCUGGUGCUAAUCCAUGUUAGUAUGUAACUGUUUCACUUGCAUGGCAAUGGAACGUAGCAAGCGCUAAACAUAAUGUGCCCAGAAUGUGAUAAUGCAGUAGAAUGUAAAUUACCUAUAUGUAUGAGUGUUAGUAUGUUAGUGUUGGACUAAGAUGGCUUGUCUGUUGUGUGUAUGAAUACACCAAAUUAUUUACUGUAUGUUUACAAUAAUUCUGAGCGGUUGAGCUGGAAUGAACUAAUACACUGGACUUCUAGGUUGGGUUAGUCUUUGGUUAAUAAAUUGUUUCUUGGAGUUGGACUUCUAAAUGUUUCUGAGCCACAAAGGAAAUGAGUUAUUAGUUUCAUCACUUGGUGAAAUUCACCACACACAACUGCCACAAAAUUGCUUAGAAUUUGGCAUAGCUGGGGCUCUGCCAGCCAAAAUUAAAACAUGGCACUUGCAUGGUCAGAGUUGCGUGAGAGCUUUCACGGUGCUUGCCAGCAUUGUGUCCGACUGGUCUGUGAUGGUAGCUCUUCAGUUUUUAUAAGUACUACAUUAACAAGCUCCUCUAAGAACACAGUCUUGGCAAUAUUAUCUCCUGAUCCAGCACCUUGUUGCCUUAGUGCUGCAAUGUUGUAAUAUUUAUUUAUGUAUGCCUUAAUGGGUCAGAACAAAGAACAGAACACUCUAAGAGCUUAUUCACAUGGAGUCUGGGGCUUAAAAUUUAAAUUUGUGUUAGGAAAGUGUUAAUUAAAACCUUCAUACAUUGACUAAUUCUUUGCAAUAGAUGAGGUGCAAGUUGGCUUUCUUACUUGAUAAAAUAUUAGGGCGGCAACAUUAACACCUUUAAAAAAGUAUUAAUACCAUGUAUGAAUAUUAUGGUACUGAAUAAAUUUGUGUAACCAUAUGUAACUGUGAUGCAAGUCAGUUUAAAAUAUGAUGAAGAAGCUCAAUAAAAGACAAAUAUCAA